Messenger RNA from Populus trichocarpa (black cottonwood), 1168 nucleotides. RefSeq names its product 2-hydroxyisoflavanone dehydratase. The record is from RefSeq and is a predicted model, not a curated record. The transcript has a single exon. Gene Ontology annotation, molecular function: hydrolase activity. Bases 18 to 1013 code for a protein of 331 amino acids. Lineage: Eukaryota; Viridiplantae; Streptophyta; Magnoliopsida; Malpighiales; Salicaceae.
AUUUUAUCUUACCAUAUAUGCCUGUGCCCGCACUUUUAGUUUUGCUCUUCCUCCCUGCCAUACCUAAAACACUACUUCCUCUCUCUUUUCUCUCUCUCAAAUUUGAUAUGGAUAACAGCAAUGAAAUAACUCAUGAUUUUUCACCCUUCUUCAAAGUUUACAAAGAUGGCAGAAUAGAGAGGUCUCUGGUCCUGGAGGAUCUUCCUGCUGGCCUGGACCCGGAAACUGGGGUCCUAUCCAAAGAUGUUGUGAUCUCACCAGACAGUGGCGUCAAGGCCAGAAUUUUUAUCCCAGAAAUUGUGGGGUCAGAUCAAAAGCUGCCCCUCCUAGUCCACUAUCAUGGUGGUGGCUUUUGUGUUGGAUCAGCGUUUCACAUUCUAACAAAAAACGUUCUCACUCCAAUAGUGAGCCGAGGCAACGUUAUUGCCAUCUCUAUCGACUACAGAUUGGCCCCUGAACACCUCCUGCCGAUUGCUUACAACGAUUCAUGGGAUGGGCUGGAGUGGAUUGCUGGUCAUUCUAACGGGCUUGGACCCGAGCCAUGGCUUAACAACCAUGUGGAUUUCGGGAAGGUUUUCUUAACGGGCGAGAGUGCUGGGGCAAAUAUAGCCCAUUACUUAGCGGUUCAAGUAGGCGCUAAUGGCUGGGCGGGCUUGAAACUUGCCGGUGUGAUCCUCGUGCACCCGUUCUUCGGGUAUAAAGACGUAGAUGAAAUGCACAAAUAUUUGUGUCCUACAAGUUCCGGGGGCGAUGACGACCCAAGAUUGAAUCCAGCGGUGGAUCCCAACUUGUCAAAAAUGGGAUGCCAGAAAGCCCUCGUUUGUGUGGCGGAGAAAGAUUUCUUGAGGGAUAGAGGGGAGGCUUAUUACAAGACCUUGGCUACGAGUGGGUGGCCUGGAAAAGUGGAGUUUUAUGAGACCAAAGGAGAGGAUCAUUGCUUUAACGCGUUCAAACAGUGUGGAGAGACAGAUGCCCUAAACAAGAAGGUCGUUGAUUUCAUGACUAUGGAGUGAGUAAUAGUACUUUAUGGCCCUACAAAACGGAACCGUUUCUUAUACAAGCGUUUUGAAUAAUUAUUGCACGUUCACAUGUCUUGCUGGAAUUAUCAUGUUAUUUCACUUGAAGCAUUUACAAUUUGAUGCUUUGUUUGGGAGUUGGUUUCUUACAA